UUGCCGGCGCGGCGACUCGCUGGCGUCAGCAGAGGCCGCGGAGGCGGAAGAUGGCGGCGGCGGCGGCGACCGGGCGUCGGUGAGCAGCGCGGCCACGGCGAGGACGGCCGAUGGCGGCCGGGAGGCGCCCUCGGGGACCCGCGGGCCGUUAGGGCGCGACGCUGGGCGGCAUGUCGGAGCACGCGGCGCCCGGGGCCCCGGGGCCCGGGCCCAACGGCGGCGGCGGCGGCGGCGGCGGCCCGGUCCCCGCGCGCGGGCCUCGCACCCCCAACCUCAACCCCAACCCUCUCAUCAACGUGCGCGACCGGCUCUUCCACGCGCUCUUCUUCAAGAUGGCUGUCACCUACUCGCGGCUCUUCCCACCCGCCUUCCGCCGUCUCUUCGAGUUUUUCGUGCUGCUCAAGGCGCUGUUCGUGCUCUUCGUCCUGGCCUACAUCCACAUCGUCUUCUCACGCUCGCCCAUCAACUGCCUGGAGCACGUGCGGGACAAGUGGCCCCGGGAGGGCAUCCUGCGUGUGGAGGUCCAGCACAACUCGAGCCGCGCGCCCGUCUUCCUGCAGUUCUGUGACGGCGGCCGUCGCGGCAGCUUCCCCGGCCUGGCCGUGGAGCCGGGCAGCCCCGAGCCGGAGGAGGAGGAAGAGGAGGAGCUGGCCGUGGACAUGUUCGGGAACACCUCCAUCAAGUUCGAGCUGGACAUUGAGCCCAAGGUGUUGAAGCCACCGGGCGGUGCCGAGGCCCCGAAUGACAGCCAGGAGCUCCCCUUCCCAGAGACGCCUACAAAAGUAUGGCCCCAGGACGAGUAUGUGGUGGAGUACUCCCUGGAGUAUGGCUUCCUACGGCUGUCACAGGCCACGCGGCAGCGGCUCAGCAUCCCCGUCAUGGUGGUCACCCUGGACCCCUCCCGGGACCAGUGCUUCGGGGACCGCUUCAGCCGCCUGCUGCUGGCCGAGUUCCUGGGCUACGACGACAUUCUCAUGUCCAGCGUCAAGGGCCUGGCGGAGAACGAGGAGAACAAGGGCUUCCUGCGCAACGUGGUGUCCGGUGAGCACUACCGUUUCGUGAGCAUGUGGAUGGCACGCACGUCCUACCUGGCCGCCUUUGUCAUCAUGGUCAUCUUUACCCUCAGCGUUUCCAUGCUGCUCAGAUACUCCCACCACCAGAUUUUUGUCUUCAUUGUGGACCUGCUGCAGAUGCUGGAGAUGAAUAUGGCCAUCGCCUUCCCCGCGGCGCCCCUGCUCACUGUCAUCCUGGCCCUAGUAGGGAUGGAGGCCAUCAUGUCGGAGUUCUUCAACGACACCACCACGGCCUUCUACAUCAUCCUCAUCGUCUGGCUGGCCGACCAGUACGAUGCCAUUUGCUGCCACACGAACACCAGCAAGAGGCACUGGCUGCGGUUCUUCUACUUGUACCAUUUCGCCUUCUACGCCUACCACUACCGCUUCAACGGGCAGUACAGCAGCCUGGCCCUGGUCACCUCCUGGCUCUUCAUCCAGCAUUCCAUGAUCUACUUUUUCCACCACUACGAGCUGCCUGCCAUUCUGCAGCAGAUCCGAAUCCAGGAGAUGCUGCUACAGACCCCGCCACUGGGCCCCGGGGCCCCCACAGCGCUUCCGGAUGACCUGAACAACAAUGGGGGUGCCCCAGCCGCCAUCCCCGACCCUGCUGGCCAGCCCCCCGCCCUGGGCCCUGGCUUGUCGGGCACUGGUGGGGGCCCUGGGCCUGUGGCUGAGGCACCCAGCUCUCUGGUGGCUGCGGCGGCUUCAGUGGCGGCGGCAGCCAGCGGUGACCUGGGCUGGAUGGCAGAGACGGCCGCCAUGAUCACAGACGCCUCCUUCCUGUCUGGCCUCAGUGCCUCCCUCCUGGAGCGGCGGCCCGCUGGUCCGCUGAGCCCUGGUGGGGGGUUGCCCCGAGCCCCCCAGGACAGUGCCCCCUCCAGCAACUCCCUGGCGCAUGACACAGCGCUCCCAGCCGCCGGGGUGAGUGGGCCCAGUCCUGCACCCACAACCCCAGUGGACCCACCCCCAGAGGUCGGUUCCUGAGCCUUGGGCAGCUGACCACCCCGUCCCUGGCCAUGCAGGCCCACUGGGUGUGACCCGGCUGGAGCCCUCGGGUGUCGGGGAGGCUGUCCGGUGGUUCUAGGGACUGGCCAGCGCCUUGGGUGGUGUCGGGGUCCAUCAGGUUGGCCCAGAGGAGGGUUCCUCUUCCCCUAUGUGGGGCCUGCCCGAGGCCUGUCCCUGCUGUUAGUGGUGGGCCCCCUCAGCCAGCGAAUCGAAUCGAGGCAGGUCAGAGGGGGGGGUGGGGACUCCAUGGAAGGUUCUGGAGAGGGCUGGUGAACCGUGUGGAGUGAGCUGUCCCUUGGCAGCAGAGCCGGACAAGUCUCUACUAAGGUGAACGCCGGUGGGGGCCACCCUCGCUGUCCCGGCCCGCUCGGCUGGUGCUCCAUCAUGCUCAGUGCCUUUUCCACGGCCCCUGACCCCCGGUGUGUGUACCAGGGCUGGGGUCCCGGGAGGGCAAAGUCCACGCCUUGGGCUUGGGGAUGCGGUGGCCGGGCGUGGGGGUCCAGCCCUGCUGGGGUGGGAGUGGGACAGGGCUGGUGGCCAAACUAAAUUACUCGGUGAGGAAUGCAGAAGAGCGCUCAUUCCAUUCUAUUUAAUUGCAGUGUACAAAAUUGUGUUUGUAUAUAGAAUAAACUGUUGACAGCGA
Molecule: messenger RNA, 2703 nt
Organism: Nyctereutes procyonoides (raccoon dog)
Lineage: Eukaryota; Metazoa; Chordata; Mammalia; Carnivora; Canidae
Gene: TMEM259
Product: transmembrane protein 259
Exons: 11
Coding region: 171-2039 (622 amino acids)
Biological process (GO): response to endoplasmic reticulum stress; positive regulation of ERAD pathway
Cellular component (GO): endoplasmic reticulum
Source: RefSeq, a predicted model, not a curated record